Plectropomus leopardus (leopard coralgrouper) is the source of this 1596-nucleotide messenger RNA. NCBI's taxonomy places the organism in Eukaryota, Metazoa, Chordata, Actinopteri, Perciformes, Serranidae. The record is from RefSeq and is a predicted model, not a curated record.
GCCUUCCAGAGUCAGGAAAAAGACUUCGGAGAGCCGCAGCCAGGAGAUGGGUAUGGCAUUUCUAUUUUCCCCCAGCCCAUUGAUUUGUAUAUGAAAACAUAGCGCUUUUAUUCUCCCCCCUUCUGGGCUCUGCUUCUGAGUGAUCAGCUGAUGAAGAGACUAGCAGCUCGCCGCUAUGCUGGCUUGCUAAUUCUCUCCCCCACAGCUGCAGCCGAUCCUGAUAGCCAGCCUGCAGACUGCGCUCAGCCUGAGGCAGGAGCAAACGGUUCCCUGGAGGAGAUGGAAGAGGACAUCAGUCUGAAGAAGCGUAAAAGUGAUCAACCUGGCGAGAAAGAACUGCAGGCCGGGCAGGAGACUGGCGAAAAGGUCAAAAGGAAGCGAGGACGCCCGCCUGCUGAGAAACUCCCACCAAACCCACCAGAACUCACCAGAACACUGAGCACACUGGUAGAUAUGGUUAUCAACUACAAAGACGGGCUGGGUCGACAGAUCAGCAAAGGCUUUGUGCAGCUUCCCUCUAAGAAAGAGGUACCUGAGUACUACGAGCUGAUCCGCAAGCCUGUCGACUUCAGAAGGAUCAGGGAGCGUGUGCGUAAUCACAAGUACAGAAGUGUGGGGGAUUUGGAGAAGGAUAUUUUCCUCCUGUGUCACAAUGCUCAGACCUAUAACCUGGAGGGCUCUCAGAUCUAUGAGGAUUCGAUUGUCAUUAAGUCUGUUUUCGAGAGUGCGAGACAGCGAAUUGUCACAGACGAGGAACAGAAAGAGACGGUUAGCGCCAGCCACAGCGAUAAUGGCGGCGGGGCUGAAGACCAAUUUGUUCCAUCAGCAGUGAAACCAUUACCAGUCCAGCUAAAGAAAGGGACAAAGGAGGAGAGAAGCAGAAACACUAUGGCCAAGAGGCUCCACAGUGAUUUAGACAGUGACGAGGAUCUAGAGGAUAACACCACAAAAGAUGAAGGUUGAACUGAAGGUCCCUCUGUUUUGUUUUGUUUUUCUAUUCUGGUUCAUGUCUAUUCUCUACCACAUCCCUUUUCAUUGGUUCCUCCAUUUUCUAAGCAAAAGAAAGGAAAAUAAAGCGGGACGGACAACUCAAAGAGAGCCACUUAUGGAACAUAAGAUGACUCAUGCCACUUAAACACGUCUUACUGCACAUAGUGCCGUUCUUUUCAUUUACUGUAGCUGGUCUUUUAUUAUAACUCCCCUCUUUUAUCUGCCUUAGUCUCUGUGAUUGCUUCUGCAAAUAUUAAGUAAAACUCCAGUUUCACUGACUGUUUUUAAUCAAUAUAUUUGAUUGUAUGAGAUGCCUUCAUAUGUCUUGGAGCAUGAUAUGUAUAUGUCUCCUGAAGAAGCUGGGUCCUCCAGAGUAGCACCCGCUGAUGACAAUGUUGACGUGUUCAGGGUUCGAGGAUCGAAGCACACGGGAAGGUGUUCUUAAAGAACAAACGAACACUGUUAAAUCUCUGAAUUUUAAGAGAUGAUACAUCUUUGAUUUUAAUAAAAACAAACAAAAAAACAGUGGAAGUAUAAAGUCAACUUGACUAAUCCUGGUACUGAUGUUAAUACUUCUUUCUGCUUCUGAUACUUGAUGGAAUAAGU